CAAAGUCCAGGCCUCGUGCAGUGGUUACUACGUCCAGAAAAGGUUUGUCCUUCAAGGUAAUCUCCUGGCGUCACUACUUGUCACCAGUCAAGCGCAGUGCGAGAUAGAAUGUAGAGAGAAUUCAGGAUGUUUUAGUAUCAACUACUACGAAGAACAGAAGAAGUGUCAUCUCAACAAGGCAACGCAUCUUUCAAGACCUCUGCACCUCGUGUAUGACAUGGGAGGGGUUUACAUUAAGAUAAAGAAUGAUUAUUGCAGUGAUGCAUACUGCACUACUGGACACAUUUGUUUGAUUGACAGCUCUAAAGACGAUUAUGUCUGUAAAGUCUGCAAUACCCCGCUUGGUUUAGAAUCAGGAACCAUUCCAAACAACAGCAUCUCUGCUUCCUCCUUUGGUCCUGGUCGCGAGCCAUGGCGAGGACGACUAAGAAUGACACAGGGUUCGGGACAUAGCGGCAGCUGGGAACCUAAAAAAAGAAAAGUAGGGGAAUAUCUGCAGGUGGAUUUUGGUAAAAUUUGCCGAGUUACCAAGGUAGCGACUCAAGGGAGACCAAAUCAUUAUCACCGGAUUACCUCAUAUAGUCUCUCUUAUGCUCUGAAUGAAGGGACUUUCACUGACUACAAGGUUGGCGGAACACUCAAGGUCUUCUCUGGGAACACUGACCGUGACACUAUUGUGACGAACGUUCUUCCAGUACCAAUCAGGUGUCGCUAUAUUCGAUUUGUUGUCGUUACAUUCUUCGCUCACCCUGCCAUGAGAGCCGAGGUCUACGGUUGCCCUGAGAACUGACACUACGAUACUGACAUCCAAUUUGAGGUCAAGGAAAAUCGCCAGUAGAUUAAAUCAGCUAGUAUACACCGCACCUAGUCCAGAAAAUAAAUAAUAACUAAUUCAUAAUUAAAGUAAUUCAUAAUUACUGCAAAAUAAUGCUUGGAUACUUCAGGAAAUAAUAUACGAAAGCAGCAUUUGUGUGAAUUUGAUUUCUCACAAAGAUUAUUAUAUAAAGGCAAAUUAAAUGCAUGUAAUUGCAUAACUAAUUCAUAAAUAAAAGUAGUUCAUAAUUAAUGCAAAAUAGUGCUUGGAUACUUCAGGAAAUAAUAUACAAAAGCAGCAUCGACUUUGCAGAUUUGUGUGAAUUUGAUUUCUCACAAAGAUUAUUAUAUAAAGGCAAAUUAAAUGCAUGUAAUUGUACAAUGUGUAUUUGUUGGAUUCUUGACUCGUAUAUUCUAU
Messenger RNA from Exaiptasia diaphana, 1231 nucleotides. Its product is annotated as lactadherin-like. The coding region runs from base 218 to 790 and encodes 190 amino acids. The transcript is spliced from 3 exons. NCBI's taxonomy places the organism in Eukaryota, Metazoa, Cnidaria, Anthozoa, Actiniaria, Aiptasiidae. The record is from RefSeq and is a predicted model, not a curated record.